UCGGCAGCCACAAAUGUGCUGCUGGCCCUUUAAAUCCGCUCCGUUAUAAUUCCUGGAGCGAGCAGCUGGCUAUAAAAAAGAGAGAGAAAGAAAGAGAAAAGCGCACACCCUGCUCCAAAACAGACACACGGACACACACACAAACACACACACACACACACAUACGCACAUUCGGAUUCACAUGCACUCUUGCUGUUGACAACUACGGGGGAGACUGUUGUGGAUUUUACAGCCAGCAAGAGAGAGAGAGACAGAGAGGGAGGGGGGGGCCAGACAGAACUUUCCACAGAGGCGAGCUCCCUCGGAUCACUCAGCAACACCAUGCCUUGUUGCCUAGUUUUACCUGCUGCUUUGUGGAUUGGCUAAAACUCCUCUGAUCACCAAACGCAAACCACUCAACCAGGUCUAACGGACUGAGCAAGAGAAUGCUCUCCCAAGUCAUAAGGAUUCUACAUGUCUUGUCUUUCUGCUUUCUUCAAAUGGGGCUGAUCAGACCCAGCAGCUCCAAAGCCCAAAAGUCCGCGUCCCCAUCCGACUUCCUUGACAAACUCAUGGGCAGAACCUCUGGCUAUGACGCUCGCAUCAGACCAAACUUCAAAGGUCCUCCUGUUAAUGUCACCUGUAAUAUAUUUAUCAACAGUUUUGGGUCCAUUACAGAAACAACUAUGGACUACAGACUCAAUGUGUUUCUACGGCAACACUGGAAUGACCCCCGGUUGGCCUACAGUGAGUAUCCUGAUGCUUCCUUAGACCUGGACCCCUCCAUGUUGGACUCCAUCUGGAAGCCUGACCUGUUCUUCGCCAACGAGAAGGGGGCAAACUUCCACGAGGUCACAACGGACAACAAGCUGCUUCGCAUAUUUCAGAAUGGGAAUGUGCUCUACAGCAUCAGGCUCACACUCAUCUUGUCCUGCCCAAUGGACUUGAAGAAUUUCCCAAUGGACGUUCAAACCUGUACCAUGCAGCUUGAGAGCUUUGGUUAUACCAUGAAUGACCUGUUCUUUGAAUGGCUGAACGAGGGUCCAGUCCAAGUGGCGGAUGAGUUGAUGCUGCCCCAGUUUGUGCUGAAAGAUGAAAUGGACCUUGGCUACUGCACCAAACACUACAACACAGGUAAAUUUACUUGCAUCGAGGUGAAAUUUCACCUGGAGAGGCAAAUGGGCUACUACCUGAUCCAGAUGUACAUCCCCAGCCUGCUCAUCGUCAUCCUGUCCUGGGUGUCCUUCUGGAUCAACAUGGACGCCGCGCCAGCCAGGGUGGGCCUGGGCAUCACCACGGUGCUCACCAUGACAACGCAGAGCUCUGGUUCGCGAGCCUCUCUACCCAAGGUGUCCUACGUGAAGGCCAUUGACAUCUGGAUGGCCGUCUGUCUGCUGUUUGUGUUCGCCGCCUUGCUCGAGUACGCUGCGGUCAACUUUGUCUCCAGGCAACACAAGGAGUUAAUCAGACUGAGAAAGAGGCAGCGGAGGCAGAGAAUUACACAGUCAGUUUACACGCUAAGCUCCCCAGAUUCAGGACACUGCAUGGCGAUGAGCAACGAGGAGGAGGACCUGGUCCGGGACAGUCGAGGCUUCUAUUUCCGUGGUUACGGCCUGGGCCACGGCCUGGGCCAGUGCCUGCCGGCGAAGGAGGGGGCCACUGUGUUUGCGCCGCCGCCGCCCCCCGUGCCCGUAUUGUACGACAGCGACGCGGUGCGCAAGCGCUUCGUGGAUCGGGCCAAGCGCAUCGACACCAUCUCCAGAGCCUUCUUCCCGCUCAGCUUCCUCAUCUUCAACAUCUUCUACUGGAUCACCUACAAAGUGCUUCGACACGAGGACAUCCACGCAAAUUUGUAACGUGCCCUCUGCGCCCGGCCCUCUUUCAGAAUAUUUAUUGCUACUUUUUUUCUUUCUUUCUUUCUUUCUUUCGUUCUUUUCUUUUGAACCGAAACUGCCUGUCAGAAUCACAUUUAAAAGAGAAUGAAGCAUUUCGGUGGCAUAUACUUACUAUUUAAAAAAAAAAAAAAAAAAAAAAGUGCUGUCAUUGCUAAACCUAUGUGCUCAGGUGUGACUUCAGGAUAUCAACGAACACAUGAAAAAAACGAGAGAAAAACAAGAGAGAACAACAGAGAGAGUGUCCACUCCAGCAACAUGGAUUCCGAGUGGCAUUGAGCCGGUGUCUGUGGAAGGGUUUUACUUUUUUUUCCAUUUGGGUUCGAGAGGACUAGCAACACAGGUCUUAGUGCCUCAAGAACUCCAUUCAGGCCUAGGGGCAAAAAGGCGAGGUCUUCAGCGGACUGACUUUUUUUUUCCUUUCUUAAAUGGAUGGAACACACUGACUUGAAUUUCAUUCCACAGCGCAUCUUUGAAUGAAUGUUUUUAAAAAACAAUGUGUUUUUUACAACUUCCAAUUGCCAAACAACUAAGGGGGGAAUGGGAUCUUUAAUAUCAGUAACUAAUCAACAGUUGAUGGUAUGUUGUUUCAGUUAUAUAUGACGAGGCUAUACAGAUAUUAUAUAAUGUAAAAAAAAAAAACCUGUACAUAAACAGAGUUGCUCAAUGAUUGCAGACAGCACAAAUGUGUAUCUCUUUUUGUCUAAAUUUGAAUAAAAUGGAUAUUCUGCCAGGAAA
Clupea harengus (Atlantic herring) is the source of this 2609-nucleotide messenger RNA. RefSeq names its product glycine receptor, alpha 4a (gene glra4a). The record is from RefSeq and is a predicted model, not a curated record. Gene Ontology annotation, biological process: monoatomic ion transmembrane transport. Gene Ontology annotation, molecular function: glycine binding; transmembrane signaling receptor activity; transmitter-gated monoatomic ion channel activity. Gene Ontology annotation, cellular component: plasma membrane. Lineage: Eukaryota; Metazoa; Chordata; Actinopteri; Clupeiformes; Clupeidae.